UGUGGAUUGACAGACUGAUUCCCUUUGAAGUGAAUGGAGUGAUUCCUGCCCCUCUGGGAUGUCAUAGGUGAUGCCCAGCUCUACUGCGAUGGCCAUUGGGGCUCUUUCUAGUUCCCUGCUUGUGACCUGCUGCCUGAUGGUUGCUCUCUGUAGUGCCACUGCCCCUUUUCAAAAACUGGCCAAGGCUCAAGACAAGCAAGAGAUAAAAACAAGCCAAGAAAAGAGGGACCACGCAUCAGCCCGGGAGAACCAGAACCAGACGGGACCAGGAAAAACAAAUGAAAUUGGCAGGAAUGGUAGAGAGGAGGGUAUGAGAGACUGGAAGAACAAAGGCAGCAGAAAUUUUUCUAAUAAGGAAUCUUGGACUAAGCAAAAACAAGCUGUGAGUAGCCAGGCAACCAGUGUUAAGUUUGGGAGCCUCCAAGCCCGAGUACAGAUGGAUGGUGUUCAAGAGGAGCUUCCUGUUGUGGAAGAGUCCUCCCUUUUGGAUGUUGUUGCUAGUACUACCCCUGAACCUCCAGAGGAGUAUGCUUAUCCGGACUACCGUGGGAAAGGCUGUGUGGACGAGAGUGGCUUUGUAUAUGCAAUUGGGGAGAAGUUUACACCAGGUCCCUCUGCUUGCCCUUGCCUUUGCACGGAAGAGGGCCCACUGUGCAUUCAACCUGAGUGUCCUAGACUCCACCCUCGAUGUAUCCAUGUAGACACUAGUCAGUGUUGCCCGCAGUGCAAGGAAAGGAAGAACUACUGUGAGUUCCGGGGGAAAACCUAUCAGACCCUGGAAGAAUUCAUGGUUUCACCGUGUGAGAAAUGCCGCUGUGAAGCCAAUGGGGAAGUGGUGUGCACCGUGUCCGCUUGUCCUCAGACUGACUGUGUGGACCCUGAAUACGAACCAGAUCAAUGCUGCCCCAUCUGCAAAAACGGCCCCAACUGCUUUGCAGAAACCACAGUCAUCCCUGCGGGCAGAGAGGUGAAGACGGACGAAUGCACAAUAUGCCACUGCACUUAUGAAGAGGUCACUUGGCGAAUUGAACGACAAGCAAUGUGUACCAGGCAUGAAUGCAAGCAAAUCUAGAACUACGAAUCCAAU
This is a messenger RNA of Euleptes europaea (tarantolino), 1087 nucleotides long. RefSeq names its product von Willebrand factor C domain containing 2 (gene VWC2). Gene Ontology annotation, molecular function: protein binding. Gene Ontology annotation, biological process: negative regulation of BMP signaling pathway. The record is from RefSeq and is a predicted model, not a curated record. Gene Ontology annotation, cellular component: AMPA glutamate receptor complex. NCBI's taxonomy places the organism in Eukaryota, Metazoa, Chordata, Lepidosauria, Squamata, Sphaerodactylidae. The transcript is spliced from 3 exons. Bases 71 to 1072 code for a protein of 333 amino acids.